CAGUUGUCGACUGUGGACGCUGUGACUGACUGAGGCGGGCGGUCCUGACCGGGAUUGAGGGAAAAAGAAAGACUGUUAGUCAGAUUUGUAAUAAAUAAAUCUCGGAUAUUAACUCCGGUCGCGAAAACCAUGGCCUCUUCAGACGUUGCUCGGCAGCCGGACAAAGGAGCCCGACCCCUGUCCCUGGCAGGCCAUGUGGGCUUUGACAGCCUCCCAGAUCAACUUGUUAACAAAUCCAUCUGCCAGGGUUUCUGCUUCAAUAUUCUGUGCAUUGGUGAGACUGGUAUCGGCAAAUCCACUCUUAUGGACACUCUCUUCAACACUAAUUUUGAGAACUUUGAGUCCUCCCACUUUGAGCCUCAGGUGAAGCUACGGGCCCAGACGUACGACCUGCAGGAGAGCAACGUCAGACUACGCCUAACUGUGGUCAACACUGUGGGCUUUGGAGACCAAAUGAACAAACAAGAAAGCUAUCAGCCAGUGGUGGACUACAUCGACAGACAGUUUGAAAGUUAUCUGCAGGAGGAGCUUAAGAUUAAACGCUCUCUUCACAACUACCAUGACUCGCGAGUCCAUGCCUGCCUUUACUUCAUCUCCCCCUCAGGCCAUUCACUGAAAUCCCUGGACCUGGUCACUAUGAAGAAACUAGACAGCAAGGUGAACAUCAUCCCAGUGAUUGCCAAAGCUGACACCAUCAGUAAGAGUGAGCUGCAUAAGUUCAAGAUCAAAAUCAUGAGCGAGCUGGUCAGCAACGGCGUCCAGAUCUACCAGUUCCCCCUGGAUGACGAGACUGUGGCCAAAGUCAACACUACGAUGAACGGUCACUUGCCAUUUGCUGUCGUUGGCAGCACGGAGGAAGUCAGCGUUGGCAAUAAGAUGGUGAAGGCUCGUCAGUAUCCCUGGGGUGUGGUACAAGUGGAGAACGAGAACCACUGUGACUUCGUGAAGCUGAGGGAGAUGCUGAUCUGUGUAAACAUGGAGGACCUGAGAGAGCAGACACAUACUCGCCACUAUGAGCUGUACAGACGCUGCAAACUGGAGGAGAUGGGUUUCAAAGACACGGACCCCGAGUGCAAACCUGUCAGCUUGCAGCAGACGUAUGAGGCCAAGCGUCAAGAGUUCCUGUUGGAGCUGCAGAGGAGGGAGGACGAAAUGAGGCAGAUGUUUGUGCAGAGGGUGAAAGAGAAGGAGGGCGAGCUGAAGGAGGCUGAACGAGAGCUCCAGAGUCGCUUUGAACAGCUGAAGCGCCUCCAUGCAGAUGAGAAAGCAACCUUGGAGGAUAAGAGGAGACUCCUGGAUGAGGACCAGAGCUCCUUCAGUAAGAGACGUGCUGCUGCUCAGCUCCUGCAGGCUCAGAGUCUCACUGCCAAUGGCAAGAAGGACAAGGACCGCAAGAAUUCCGGCUUCAUGUGAAGACUCUGAAGUACACUCCACUAUGACCAGCAUAACCAGUGGCAUUCUGCCCACAUCCCUUCCAGCCCCUUGAGGCCAGUCUCCAAACAGUAACCAGGAAAACCCCACACAAACCAGCUGUGUGUGAGUUUGAUUAUGUGCCAAAGUUUAAUGACUGUACUCAAGAAUCCUCUGUACACUAA
Messenger RNA from Solea solea (common sole), 1595 nucleotides. RefSeq names its product septin 10 (gene septin10). NCBI's taxonomy places the organism in Eukaryota, Metazoa, Chordata, Actinopteri, Pleuronectiformes, Soleidae. Gene Ontology annotation, cellular component: cell division site; microtubule cytoskeleton; septin ring. Bases 130 to 1413 code for a protein of 427 amino acids. Gene Ontology annotation, molecular function: GTPase activity; GTP binding; molecular adaptor activity. The transcript has 10 exons. Gene Ontology annotation, biological process: cytoskeleton-dependent cytokinesis. The record is from RefSeq and is a predicted model, not a curated record.